Molecule: messenger RNA, 2244 nt
Organism: Eutrema salsugineum
Lineage: Eukaryota; Viridiplantae; Streptophyta; Magnoliopsida; Brassicales; Brassicaceae
Exons: 1
Coding region: 141-1991 (616 amino acids)
Biological process (GO): cell surface receptor signaling pathway
Molecular function (GO): protein binding
Source: RefSeq, a predicted model, not a curated record
CGAUCGAGAGACAGAGAGAGAGAGACUUAACACUAUUGCGAAGAAGACGAUGAACAUAGUAGUAGCAGCUUCAACAAUAAACCCGUAGAAAUCGAUACUCUCGAUUGAUUGAAGUUUUUUUCCACCAGAUUUCAUUUCUAAUGGAAGAAGAGAGCCGAAUCGGGGACGAGCUCUCGAUUUCGGUUCUCACGGCGGAGCGCCUCCGUGGAGCGGUGGAUGAGGCUGAAUCGUUCAAGACGGAGUGCGGUGAGGUUGGUAAGCAAGUGGAUCGGCUUGCUCAAAUGCUCAGGACGCUCGUUCGCCUUGUCACCGGUUCUCAGCAGGUUUACGACCGGCCGAUUCGUCGAGUUAUCGUCGAUGUUAAGAAGAAUCUAGAGCGAGCUUAUGCUCUUGUUCGCAAGUGUAGAAGACUCAACGUAAUCCGGCGAGUUUGCACUAUCAUCAACGCCGCCGAUUUUCGCAAGGUGGUUAACCUUCUCGAAUCUUCCAACGGUGACGUGAAAUGGAUACUGAGUGUGUUUGAUUCCGACGGAGACGGAAGCUUCGGAGGUGGAAUCGUGAUCUCGCUACCACCGAUCGCCACCAACGAUCCGAUUUUCCCUUGGGUCUGGUCCCUGGUCGCGUCGAUACAGAUGGGGAAAUUGCCGGAUAAAAUCGACGCCGCGAAUCAGCUUGGUUCGCUUGCCGGAGAUAACGAUAGGAACAAGAAGAUCAUCGUAGACGAAGGAGGUGUUCCUCCUUUGCUGAGGCUACUCAAGGAGAGCUCAUCGGCGGAGGCGCAAAUCUCGGCGGCUACUGCGUUAGGGUUUUUGGCUUGCGACGAGGAUAAAGUGAGGUCUAUUGUUAACGAGCUCGGUGUUCCGAUUAUCGUUCAGGUUCUUGGGGAUUCUCCGGUUAGGGUUCAGAUCAAGGUAGCUACAUUGGUGGCAAGAAUGGCGGAACACGAUCCGAUUGCUCAAGACGAGUUCGCUAGACAGAGCGUGAUCAAGCCUCUGGUUACGCUGCUUUCGCUGGACGUCUUUGUGGAUGAUCUUCAAGUUCCACUGAGUAAGCAUAAUAGCAUUCACUCUCUUGUUCAGAUGAACAAAGACAUUGAGAAAGAUGCAUCCUUGAAAAUUUACAGGCCGUAUAAGAGUUCUAAGUCGAAUGUGUAUCGUGACAUUGGUGUUAGUGGAAGUAGAACAACAGGGAAUUUCAAGAAGGAGAGGGAUAAUGAGAAUCCAGAAGUGAAACAUGAGCUUAAAGUAAACUGUGCGGAAGCUCUAUGGAUGCUCGCUAGAGGGAAUGUAGCAAACAGUAGGAGGAUAACGGAGACGAAAGGUUUGCUUUCUUUGGCGAAGAUAGUGGAAAAAGAAGUCGGAGAGUUGCAAUACAAUUGUUUGAUGACGCUAAUGGAGAUAACCGCUGCUGCAGAGUCCAAUGCUGACCUUAGACGAGCAGCUUUCAAGACUAAUUCCCCGGCUGCUAAAGCUGUUAUUGACCAGAUGUUGUGGAUAAUCAAAGAAGUCGAUAGCCCGAUCCUGAAAAUCCCAGCGAUUCAAUCGAUAGGGUCAUUGGCUAGGACGUUCCCGGCAAGAGAGACGAGAAUGAUCGAGCCGUUGGUGGAGAAACUCGGUAGUAGCGACCAAGAAGUGGCGAUAACAGCUGUAAUUUCGUUGCAGAAAUUCGUCUGCCCCGAGAAUUUCCUCUGUGCAGAGCACUCGAAGAACAUAAUCGAAUACGGGUCAAUCCCGUUGUUGAUGAAGCUGAUAAGGAACUUUGAGCAGCAAGUGCAGUUACAAUGUCUGGUUCUGCUCUGUUACCUAUCGAUGAAUGCUAGUAACCACGAGCAAUUGGAACAGGCUAAGGUUUUGACGGUGCUCGAAGGAGCAGAAAGGUUGGCGAGUCUGCAGAAUCCAGAGUUGAGGGAACUUGUAUCGAAAGCUAUAUAUCAGCUAAGUCUAUACAAUGCAGGAAGUCACAGCCAAAUGCUAUCUUUUGUUGGUCCUUAAAAAGCAAUAUAGUUUACAAGCUUGUUUGUUGGAUUCUGGUACAGACAGAAUCUCCAUUGUUAGAUGAUCACAGGGAAAGAGCAAAAGCAAAAUCUCUCAUUUUGUUGAUCAUUGAUUGAUCAAUCCUGCAUUGUACAUUACACGAAAACAAAACAAAAGUUAGAUGGAAGGGUAAUAAAACUGGCUUUGCUCUGUCUCAUUUCGAAUAUUUAUUUAGUUUUGUAUUAAUCAUUUGAAUGGUGUUUACUACUAA